AUGGCUGCUAACGCUACCACCAACCCCUUGCAGCUGCUGCUUCUAGAGCUUGUGGACAAAUGUGUAGGAUCAAGAAUUUACAUCGUGAUGAAGAGUGAUAAAGAAAUUGUUUGAACACUUUUGGGAUUUGAUAACUUUGUCAGUACGGUACUGGCGAAUGUCACUGAAUUUGAAAUCAUACCAGAAAGAAGGAUCCCUAAAUUUGAUCAAAUUUUGCUCAAUGGAAAUAAUAUAACAGUGCUGGUUCCUGGAGGAGAAGGUCCUGAACUGUACAGCUACGCUAAAUGGGCGGCUGUAAAUAUUUUGCCCGUGACCAUAAAGGGCAUUUGGUCCCACGGCGAACAGCACAUUCUUGAGACUAGCCUGGGGACAGAUGUCUGCUUGAGCACUUUCUCAUCUGUAUGA
Messenger RNA from Zalophus californianus (California sea lion), 405 nucleotides. RefSeq names its product U6 snRNA-associated Sm-like protein LSm5. Gene Ontology annotation, biological process: mRNA splicing, via spliceosome. The record is from RefSeq and is a predicted model, not a curated record. Gene Ontology annotation, cellular component: U6 snRNP; Lsm1-7-Pat1 complex; U4/U6 x U5 tri-snRNP complex. NCBI's taxonomy places the organism in Eukaryota, Metazoa, Chordata, Mammalia, Carnivora, Otariidae. Gene Ontology annotation, molecular function: RNA binding.